AUGCAGCAUCCUCUGACGGGGGCCACCUGCGUGGCGCUCCCCAACGUGGGCAUGUGUCCCCAGCUCUCGUGUGCCUUGACUUUUAUGUACUUACAGCAGGGUAAUCAGGAAGCAGCAGCUGCCCCUGACACAAUGGCUCAGCCUUACGCUUCGGCCCAGUUUGCCCCCCCUCAGAACGGCAUCCCCGCGGAAUACACGGCCCCUCAUCCCCACCCCGCUCCAGAGUACACGGGCCAGACCACGGUUCCCGAGCACACGUUAAACCUGUACCCUCCCGCGCAGUCGCACUCGGAGCAGAGCGCCGCGGACACGAGCGCUCACACCGUCUCGGGCACCGCCACACAGACAGAUGACGCGGCGCCCACGGAUGGUCAGCCUCAGACACAACCUUCCGAAAACACGGAAAACAAGUCCCAGCCCAAGAGGCUGCAUGUCUCCAACAUCCCCUUCAGGUUCCGGGAUCCUGACCUCCGACAAAUGUUUGGCCAAUUUGGUAAAAUCUUAGAUGUUGAAAUUAUUUUUAAUGAGCGCGGCUCAAAGGGAUUUGGUUUCGUAACUUUCGAAAAUAGUGCCGAUGCGGACAGGGCGAGGGAGAAAUUACACGGCACCGUGGUAGAGGGCCGUAAAAUCGAGGUAAAUAAUGCCACAGCACGUGUAAUGACAAAUAAAAAGACUGUCAACCCUUAUACAAAUGGCUGGAAAUUGAAUCCAGUUGUGGGUGCAGUGUACAGUCCCGAAUUCUAUGCAGGCACCGUGCUGUUGUGCCAAGCAAACCAGGAGGGAUCUUCCAUGUACAGUGCCCCCAGUUCACUUGUAUAUACUUCCGCAAUGCCCGGCUUCCCGUAUCCAGCAGCCACCGCCGCGGCCGCCUACCGAGGGGCGCACCUGCGAGGCCGCGGCCGCACCGUGUACAACACCUUCCGGGCCGCGGCGCCCCCGCCCCCGAUCCCGGCCUACGGCGGAGUAGUGUAUCAAGAGCCUGUGUAUGGCAAUAAAUUGCUGCAGGGUGGUUAUGCUGCAUACCGCUACGCCCAGCCCACCCCUGCCACUGCUGCUGCCUACAGUGACAGUUACGGACGAGUUUAUGCUACCGACCCCUACCACCACACACUUGCUCCAGCCCCCACCUACGGCGUUGGUGCCAUGAAUGCUUUUGCACCCUUGACUGAUGCCAAGACUAGGAGCCAUGCUGAUGAUGUGGGUCUCGUUCUUUCUUCAUUGCAGGCCCAGGACACUUGUCAGAAGGAAGCAAAAAAGUAGGCCCACCCUCAACAUCCCCCAAAGAACAAAGUCCCCCCACCUCUGAAGCAGGGCCAGAAUGACACAGCCGAAAAAUUGCAGUUUGUGUGUAUAUUUCUUCUGUUUGAAGUCUUUCCAUGUUGUCCUGUUUACAAAGUUAAUCUCAGUUGGGGUAUCUGUCACAGACCUUCCUGUUUUUGUAUUUAAAUAAAAAAAAAACCAACCCUGCAGCAAGAUGUCCCCAGUAGUUUUGCUGCCAUAGUUACAAUUCCCAUGUGUGCGGUGCAGGCCCUGUGGCAUGCACUUUAGUAAAGCUAUCAACUCACCGCUGUGAACCGCCAAUCCGCUGUAACAACUCUGCUUUAAGACAAAACCAAACAAAACUUAAAAAAAAAAAAAAGUGUUUGUGAUCCAGCUUUUCUCUUGUCAUCCUAUGUGCAUGCAGUAAGAUCGGUUGGAUAUUAAACCAUCAAUAAAGUUUCACAAGAUUUGAAAACCGAGUUUCUGUAGCUUCGCUAUCUAAGACAGAUCACCGUGAUCUUGCAAAAAAGAGAGAAACGGGGGAAAAAAAACUGCUUAGCGGCCAAAAGCAGAGAAAAAUGUUCUUUUCGCCGACGGAUUUGGGUGGGGGAGGGGAGGGGCGAGGGUGUGUUUUAGAGCAUCCCUGAGAGACAUUCUCAUCCCCCUACCUGGAAGGUAAUGUUAUGACAACGGGUGCCUGGUUGAUGUUUUUAAGGGAAAUGAUGUACUGAAAUGCUACGGCAUCCGACCCCAAAGGGGGACAAGGUAGAAGGAACAGAGGGUUCGGGAGAAUCAGGUGAUAUCUCCCAUUUGCCUCAGAUUUCAAAAUCCAGAAUUUGCAUUGUAUUUGGAAUCACAAACAUAGAAUUCUUACUGUGUUGGUUCAAGUAAAAUUAAUUUGCAGUUUUGAUUUUCAUCGAUGAGCUGUACUUUCCCCCAUGAUUGUAUGUAGUUUUAAUAAAAUCAUUUAGAGCAAGUGGGUGCCAACUGAUGUUACAGAAUCUUUUGUCAGGCACUCCUCCAAGAGGCCAAUACGUCAUUUUAAACUGUAUGUCAGAGAUGUAAACAGACAUUUUGGAUUUUUUUAAACGGUAUUUAUUUGGAAUGUUUUCAUUUAUCUAAAUAACUAUUGCUAUUAUGAAUUAUGGAAAAACAGAUUCCUAUCAUGUGUGGCAUAUAGUGACUUAACACACACCUCACGCAAUCUGCAAACCCAGAAAAUGUGUAUAUCUGUCUUUAGAAAUUAGUGUUUAUAUCACUUACAGUGGUUUGUGAAUAAAGAAAACUGGUUUGUAAUAUCAAAAAAUAAAAGCUUAGUCUGAA
Messenger RNA from Hippopotamus amphibius kiboko, 2583 nucleotides. RefSeq names its product RNA binding fox-1 homolog 1 (gene RBFOX1). NCBI's taxonomy places the organism in Eukaryota, Metazoa, Chordata, Mammalia, Artiodactyla, Hippopotamidae. Gene Ontology annotation, molecular function: mRNA binding. Gene Ontology annotation, biological process: regulation of alternative mRNA splicing, via spliceosome; nervous system development. Bases 1 to 1260 code for a protein of 419 amino acids. Gene Ontology annotation, cellular component: cytoplasm; nucleus. The record is from RefSeq and is a predicted model, not a curated record. The transcript is spliced from 14 exons.